AUGGGGCCGCUCUACAAGAAAGCGCUCGUUAUUGGGGCUACCUCGGGUAUUAGAGCGGCUCUAGCAUCAAAGCUCGUUGAAAAUAGUACCAAGGUUGUUGUUGUGGGUCGUCGACGGAAGCGUCUGCAGGCGUUCGUGAAGACACACGGCUCGGAUGUCUCAAGUUCUAUCAUCUUCGACAUAACAAACCUAUCGGGUAUCAAGGCCUUUGCUAACACCGUUAUCAAGUCAAAUCCAGAUCUUGACUGUGUGAUAAUAAGCUCUGGUGUACAACACGGCUUCGACUUCACUCAACCCGAGACAGUAGACCUUUCAAUGCUCGGCGUAGAGCUCACAACAAACUAUACUUCGGUCGUUCACCUUACGGCAGCAUUCUUGCCCCAUCUUAAGAAAGAACCCCACGGAAACCUCGUGUAUAUCAAUGCGGGGUCGGGAUUGAUUCCAGCCAUGAGCCGAACACCAAAUUACAACGCGUCGAAAGCCGCCCUUCACGCGUUUGUUAUAGGUCUACGAUACCAGCUACGUGAUGCCGGAUGCCCUCUGCAUAUUGUGGAGGUAUUCCCUCCUGCGGUGCAAACAGAAAUGCACAACGAAGAAAAUCAGCCAGACAUGAUCAACGGGAACGAAAUAGGCAUGCCAGUGGAUGAAUUUAUCGAUAAGAUGUAUGAAGAUUUGGUCAAGGGUAGCGAUCAGUUCGCGGUCGGCUUUGGAACGGAGCUAUUUAAAGAAGGGGGUUGGGAAUUCCAGCGCGGAAAAAUGUGUGAUGAAGUAAGAAGUGUUUUAAACGUUGCAUUAGUGGAUUAUUUACGGGACUAA
Messenger RNA from Fusarium venenatum, 816 nucleotides. RefSeq lists its product as uncharacterized. The record is from RefSeq and is a predicted model, not a curated record. Lineage: Eukaryota; Fungi; Ascomycota; Sordariomycetes; Hypocreales; Nectriaceae.